CUCUAUUCCCUGGUUACAAACUUAACCUAAAUGUCUAAACUGGUGGCCGGUGAGGCACAUGCAAGACACACAAUAAAACUGAGGGUUGCUAACUACAGGUGAAUAUAUUAAUAAUUAGGUUGUCUGUUGUUUAAGCCCUUAUGAAAAAUGCUACAACUUGUCGAAGAGGACCAGGUCAUUGAAUAUGCCGAAAAUUCCACGUGGCAAACAUCCAAAUUGAAGAAGGAUCAGAAACAACGAAAUGAAGAUACCUUGACAACACAAGAACGUGGCAAUUCUAAUAAUAUCAUAACAGACCGGACAUCCCAACACUUCUUGUGCAAAGGCAUAUAUCGCCGCUCUUGGCUUUUGUGUGAAACAAACAAGUGAAUAUAUAAGAAGAAUUUCUGGUUCUCUCUAUCACUUUGGCUCUUGGAUGGAAGAUUUUUACCUAAAACAACGUUGUGCCUGAUCAACAGGAAUAAACAUAGAAGAAGAAGAAGAAAACAUGGGUAGCUUGAAAAUAUCACCGUCAACAAGCACUAGCAGCCCUAAGAAAAACUCAAGAACACUUCAUGACCUGUUUGUGCAGGAAAAUCCUCAUUUUGCGAUCCCAUGUUCUCCUGCUUCAGGAAAUGAAGAACUUCUAUCUGCUAUAUCUUACUGCACCUUUGUGUUCACCUUCACUGAUCCUUCAGAAUCUCCUGCACAAAGAGACUCCAAGAGGUGCCAUCUAUCAAGGCUCAUCUCUAUAUUGAAGUCCUCCAAGAAGCCAGUGCAUGGCAAAGUUUUGGAGCCUCUUGUGAUCAUGAUCUCAGCCAAUCUAUUUAGGCCACUCCCUCCACCUGCUAACCCUUCUGCCAUCUCAGACUUGGCUGAAGAAGAAGACCCCAUCUCCACAUUUUCACCCCUUUGGUCACAUCUCCAAAUAGUUUAUGAAAUCCUUCUCAGGCUUGUUAACUGCCAAGAGCAUAACAUACUGAGAGAGUACAUGGAUCAUUCUUUUCUCCGCAAUCUCCUAGCACUAUUCCACUCUGAAGAUCCAAGGGAACGUGAGAGUUUGAAAAAUGUGUACCACAAGAUAUAUUCUAAGUUCAUCUCUGACCGUUCCUUCAUGAGGAAAAUAAUGACCGAUGUGCUCUUGAAUUAUGUGUUUGAGACAGAGAAGCAUCCUGGUGUUGGGGACUUGCUUGAGAUAUGGGGAACCAUAAUCAAUGGCUUUACCGUGCCACUCAAGGAAGAGCACAAGCUUUUCCUAAUGAGAGUGCUUAUUCCUCUGCACAAGACAAAAGGGAUGCUAGUUUACCAUAGACAACUGGCUUAUUGCGUAUCACAGUUUGUGCAGAAGGAACCUAUGCUUGGAGGUGUUGUUGUUAGAGGAAUUUUGAAGUACUGGCCUGUCACAAACUGUCAAAAAGAAAUCUUGCUAAUUGGGGAGUUGGAGGAUCUGGUGGAGAAUAUUGACCCUGACCAGUACCGUAAGUUGUCCUUACCCUUGUGUACGCAGAUUACAAAAUGCAUAAACAGUUGGAAUUCCCAGGUAGCUGAGCGUGCACUCUACGUAUGGAACAAUGAGCAGUUCGUGAAAAUGGCAUUAAUAGGAACUGUGGAAGUAUUUACUGUGAUUGUAGAAGGGAUGGAAAAGAACCUGAAGCGGCAUUGGAGCAAAAAUGUAAGGCAACUAACAGAAAGUGUGAAGGUGAUGCUGGCAGAAAUGGAUCCAGAUCUAUAUUCAAAGGGUGUCAUGGACAUGGAAACCAAAGAAUCAAUGGCAAAUCAAGAAGAUAUGAAGAGAAAAAAGAGAUGGGAAAUAAUAGAAUUGGAAGCUGCCAAGAAUCAGUUUUUCAAUCCACAACGAUAUAUACGUGUCUCCCACUGAACAUUAUUAAUGUAUGCAACUUUGUGCUGGCAAUACCAACCUUUCUCAAAUACAACAAUAAUUGCAAGGUCGUUAUUGUUUAUAAACAAAGACAAAUAUAAACCCAUCAAACCAGCAAUUGACAUUUGUUCGUCAUACUCACAACAGAAGACAAAUUGAUAACAAGCAAAUGAAUGAACAAAAUACAAAGAAACAGACA
Molecule: messenger RNA, 2057 nt
Organism: Abrus precatorius (Indian licorice)
Lineage: Eukaryota; Viridiplantae; Streptophyta; Magnoliopsida; Fabales; Fabaceae
Product: serine/threonine protein phosphatase 2A 57 kDa regulatory subunit B' beta isoform-like
Exons: 2
Coding region: 488-1858 (456 amino acids)
Biological process (GO): signal transduction
Cellular component (GO): protein phosphatase type 2A complex
Molecular function (GO): protein phosphatase regulator activity
Source: RefSeq, a predicted model, not a curated record